Histoplasma mississippiense is the source of this 264-nucleotide messenger RNA. RefSeq lists its product with no specific name. Bases 1 to 264 code for a protein of 87 amino acids. The transcript has 2 exons. The record is from RefSeq and is a predicted model, not a curated record. Lineage: Eukaryota; Fungi; Ascomycota; Eurotiomycetes; Onygenales; Ajellomycetaceae.
AUGCUAGCCAUACCAGCUAAGACGUGCAUUGAUUUCUACGCGAGUGGUAGGAAGAGUUUGCCCGUCGUUUGCUCUUAUGGGUUGCGGAAGCAGAUUGUCUCUGCGGAUGAGGGGAGCUGCUCUUUUCCAUCGCUCCCAUGGCAGACUAAGAAAAAUAGCGCUUUUUCAAUAUUUUUCAGUGCAUUGGCCACCUUCCUCAUGAUUGCGUUAGCGGAAGUGCAAGGUAAUCGUGCUAGCCAGGGCUUGUCAAGCCUUGUGUGGUAA